Cotesia congregata is the source of this 1421-nucleotide messenger RNA. NCBI's taxonomy places the organism in Eukaryota, Metazoa, Arthropoda, Insecta, Hymenoptera, Braconidae. The record is from the annotation of a GenBank genome assembly.
AUGUUUCAUUCUAGUAGUGUUUUGUAUCCAGAAGAUAUUAUAUGUCUUCUCAUAUAUGUGUACAUGUUGGAUAUGUUAACCGAGGACAAUGACCCAACUAAACCGGCAGGGGUUUUAGACAAUACUGGAAAUGUUUCGUCCUCGACGGAAAGUACGCUUCAACACCCUCGUGAGUAUCCUGAUUCUAUGGAAAAGUCUGACUAUAGUACUCUUUAUGGAGCUAAUCAGUAUUAUAACAGUUUAUAUAAUUCUCCUUCAUAUGGAUCAGUAACAAAAAAUUCACCGAGCCUUCAAAGCUCGUAUUUAAGUUCAUACACAACACCAAGCCCAAUGUCCCAGUACGGCUCGUAUCCUGGAUACAACAGCAGCAGUUCAACAUUUUCACCAGUGGGACAAAACAUAUCUUCAGCCUCCCAGAAAUUAGACUACAGUGCGUAUAGUAGCACCUGUCUCUAUGGAAAUGAUCGAAUGCCGCUUCAAUAUUCCGGGUAUUAUCCGAUGCCAGGAUGGAUAGAACAAGCGCAUCAGCGAAGCCCUGCAAGCGCGGAAGACGUCAAAGCGGAAGCGGAAACAGUAUUGGAUCCGCUGAUACUACUGAAGGCGGCACGGAUCGGAUAUUCAUCUGGGACCUUGAUGAAACCAUAGUUGUGUUCCAUUCCCUGCUUACUGGACAGUUUGCGACCAAGCAUGGCAAGGACCCGGCGUUGUUGGCUCAGCUGGCGUACAGGAUGGAAGAAAUGAUAUUCAAUUUGGCAGACACACAUUUCUUCUUCAAUGACGUUGAGGAUUGCGAUCAAGUGCACAUUGAUGACGUUUCAUCAGACGACAAUGGUCAAGAUUUAUCCUCGUACAACUUUGCAGCGGAUGGGUUCCAAUGUGCGUCUGCAAACAAUGGAAUUUGUCUGGCUUCUGGAGUCCGUGGUGGCGUUGAUUGGAUGCGAAAGCUGGCCUUUCGUUACAGGAAAAUAAAGGAAACAUACAGCAAUUGCAGGAACAACGUAGGCGGUUUACUGGGAGCUAAACGGGAGUCCUGGCUGCAAUUGAGAUCGGAAAUUGAGCUGCUCACUGACAACUGGCUCACAUCUGCUGUCAAGUGUCUCAGUCUCAUCAGCAAGCGCAGUCACUGUGUUAACAUACUUGUUACCACCACACAACUCGUUCCUGCGCUAUCCAAAGUGCUACUAUUUGGUUUAGGAGGGCUUUUUCCUAUUGAGAAUAUUUAUUCAGCGACUAAAAUUGGUAAAGAGAGUUGCUUUGGACGAGUUGUAGCUAAAUUUGGAAGGAGAUGCACCUAUGUAGUCAUUGGUGAUGGCUCUGAUGAAGAAACUGCUGCUCGAGCGCACAAUUUUCCCUUCUGGAGGAUAAAUAGUCACUCGGAUACUCAAGCGCUCUACAAUGCCCUUGAAAUGGGCUUUCUUUAA